AUGACACAUUGGCGGGGUUUUCGAGGUCGCUUCCUAGCUAUGAUUAACGAAUUGGAUAUCUUGUUCUAUGAGCACAAUCCAAAUGGUAUGUUUAACAUUAAAAAUAUGCCAGCCGCUAUUUCCACAUGCCAUGAAGCCACCAAUACAACAAAGAUAAAUAAUUGGGAUCCAAACAUGCACAUAUUUUUGAGGCCCACACCCGAGAUGCCAACACAUGCCCGUCUGCUUUACAACUUUAGUUGUGUGUACCUUCGGUGUUUAGGUCUUUGCCUCGUCCCGAAGUAUGGGAGCUUU
Mesorhabditis belari is the source of this 294-nucleotide messenger RNA. Lineage: Eukaryota; Metazoa; Nematoda; Chromadorea; Rhabditida; Rhabditidae. The record is from the annotation of a GenBank genome assembly.